This is a messenger RNA of Tauraco erythrolophus (red-crested turaco), 1067 nucleotides long. The record is from RefSeq and is a predicted model, not a curated record. Lineage: Eukaryota; Metazoa; Chordata; Aves; Musophagiformes; Musophagidae.
AUGACUACUUUGGAUGAUAAACUACUUGGUGAGAAGCUCCAAUAUUAUUACAGCAGUAGUGAGGGAGAGGAUGAAGACAGUGAGAAAGAAGAUAAGGAGGGAGAGAGCACCAUUCCUGACAGCGUUGGGGAAGUAGAGCUUAGCAGCGAUGGCAGCGCGGUCAACACAGGUCCCAAAGGAGUCAUUAAUGACUGGCGAAGAUUUAAACAACUGGAGACGGAACAGCGGCAGGAGCAGCGCAGAGAAAUGGAACGACUCAUUAAAAAGUUAUCUAUGACAUGUAGAUCUCACUUAGAUGAAGAAACUGAUAAGCAGAAGCAGAAAGAGCUUCAGGAAAAAAUCAAUGGAAAGAUGACAUUACAAGAAUACAACAUGAUUCACAAUGGUGAAGAUGAUGAGGAAUUUUUGCAGCGAUACAGGAAGCAGCGAAUGGAGGAGAUGAGACAGCAGUUGUACAGUGGGCAGCAAUUUAAACAGGUUUUUGAGAUUACCAGUGGAGAAGCAUUUUUGGACACAGUUGAUAAAGAGCAUAAGAGCACACUGAUCAUGAUCCAUAUUUAUGAAGAUGAUAUCCCCGGCACCGAAUCCCUGAAUGGCUGUAUGAUCUGCCUGGCAGCUGAGUACCCAACAGUUAAAUUUUGCAGAGUGAAGAGUUCACUCAUUGGUGCCAGCACUCGCUUUACUAAUAAUGCUCUGCCAGCUCUGCUGAUCUAUAAGGCAGGUGAGCUCAUUGGCAAUUUUGUGCGAAUCACUGACCAGCUCGGAGAAGAUUUUUUUGCUGUAGACCUGGAGGCUUUUCUGCAGGAAUGUGGUUUGCUGCCAGAAAAAGACCUAGUGCUCCUGACUUCUAUACAUAAUCCAUCUGCAUGUUACAGCGAAGACAGUGAUCUGGACAUAGACUGAACCACUUACACCAAGCGGUCCGUAGGUGUAGUUGUACUGUGGGAUGUUCUUGUGCUAGGGAUUGUUCUCUUUCUUCCUUAGAGUGGGUAUGUAUUCUCCCACUUCGUGCACUUUGACUUCUGUUCAUUAAUUAAAAAUUCAUUUAAAAUAAGGAAUUCCUAACA